This is a messenger RNA of Pediculus humanus corporis (human body louse), 1017 nucleotides long. RefSeq names its product Short/branched chain specific acyl-CoA dehydrogenase, putative. NCBI's taxonomy places the organism in Eukaryota, Metazoa, Arthropoda, Insecta, Psocodea, Pediculidae. Gene Ontology annotation, molecular function: flavin adenine dinucleotide binding; acyl-CoA dehydrogenase activity. The coding region runs from base 1 to 1017 and encodes 338 amino acids. The record is from RefSeq and is a predicted model, not a curated record. The transcript has 7 exons. Gene Ontology annotation, cellular component: mitochondrion.
AUGAAAACAACAGUGGCGAAAUUUGCUGCAGAGAAAUUAGCUCCUCAUGUUAAAAAAAUGGACGAAGAUGGAUACAUGCCGGAAAAUGUGAUUCAAAUGUUAUUUGAAAAUGGGUUAAUGGGAAUCGAAGUUCCAUUAGAUUUUGGAGGAUCCGGUUGUUCUUUUACCACAACCGUUUUAGUAAUUGAAGAACUUUCAAAAAUUGAUCCAUCUGUAGCUAUUUUAGUUGGAAGUUUUUGUUUGACUGAACCUUAUUCUGGAAGUGAUGCUUUUGCAAUGAAAACUUCAGCGAAACAAGAAGGAGAUUAUUUUAUUUUAAAUGGAUCAAAAAUGUGGAUAUCAAAUUCAGAUAUUGCAAAAUUUUUUAUUGUUUUUGCAAAUGCUGAUUCAUCCAAGGGUUACAGGGGGAUCACAACAUUUUUAGUCGAAAGAGAUGCUCCUGGUUUAUCUGUUGGAAAAAAAGAAAAUAAAUUGGGAAUAAGAGCCAGUGGAACGUGUCAAGUGAAUUUCGAUAACGUAAAGAUUCACAAAAGUGCGGUUUUAGGAGAAUUAUAUCAAGGUUAUAAAUAUGCUGCAGGUUUUUUAAAUGAAAGUAGAAUAGGAGUUGCUGCUCAAAUGCUCGGAUUGGCUCAGGGUUGUUUUGACGUCACCAUACCUUACACGUUGGAAAGAAAACAAUUCGGACAUAAAAUUUUCGAUUUUCAAGCGAUGCAACAUCAGAUAGCUGAUAUUGCUGUCAAAUUGGAAUGUUCAAGGUUACUCGUGUACAAUGCUAGUAGACGAGUCGAAGCCGGUAUAAGUUUUGCUAAAGAAGCGUCUAUGGCAAAAUUUUACGUAACGGAAAUGGCUCACGAAGUAACAAAAAGAUGCAUCGAUUGGAUCGGAGGUGUGGGAUUCACAAAAGAUUUCCCUCAGGAAAAAUUUUACAGGGAUUGUAAAAUCGGUACCAUUUACGAAGGAACGAGUAAUAUUCAAUUAAAUACAAUCGCUAAAUUUCUUAAAAAAGAAUUCAGUUGA